Messenger RNA from Hymenoscyphus albidus, 1931 nucleotides. The record is from the annotation of a GenBank genome assembly. NCBI's taxonomy places the organism in Eukaryota, Fungi, Ascomycota, Leotiomycetes, Helotiales, Helotiaceae.
AUGGACCAAGUCAGAAAAUUAACCUCAAGAAUAGGUGCCUUGUCAUUUCAAGAGCCUUCGCCUGCAUCAGCUGUAUCACCGUCGCCAUCUGAGGCAUACGAAUGUGAGCUAUGCACAGACACUUCCGUUGACUCAACACUUUUCCCACCAGUUACGCGCACUUGCAACCAUAAGCCAGGGGUUUGCCAGACUUGCAUCCAAGCAUGGGCUAAAACGGUUAUUGAAAAUCGACAAUGCUUGACGUCGACUUGUCCCAUUUGUCCUGAAGCAAUGAAGGAUACAGAUUUUCAGAAACACUGUCAACCAGAUGUCUUUGAACGGUGAGUACCCAUCUUCUUAUCCUUUUGGGUUUCUUUGAAGCUACUUGAUGAUCAAGAACUGACACAUAUCUAGAUACUCCGACAGAGCUCUCUUAGAACACCUCGCCCAAGAUCCAGAUUUCGUGCAUUGUCCUCUGCCAGAUUGUCCCUCAGGCCAAAUCUAUGACAACACUGGAAUGGUUGAACCUUCGAGAUUCUUUUGUGUGGGGUGCUCAGGUGAGAGCUGUAUCUAUCACCAAGUUCCUUGGCACCAUUGGAAAACCUGCGCUCAAUAUGAUGAGGACCAAGAAGAUGGUGAAGGACACUCCCGCGAGAUCCGACGCUCUGAGAAAUUCCUUCGACAGUCGGACAGACACAGACAAUGCCCUACAUGCAGAGCCUGGAUUCAGAGAAGUGGAGGUUGUGAUCAUAUCACAUGUCGAAAUGGUGAGUAUUCCCUCUUCUGUUCUUUCUACACGACAUGAAGAUAAGCGCACGUUGGAGAUGUGUACUGAUCCUUUGAUAGGAGCUUGUCGUACGGAAUUCUGCUGGGCUUGUGGAGGAGAAUGGCUUUUUGGCCAUACCGAGGACUGCAGAUAUCGCAAUGCAUUUAAUCGACUACCCAGACUACCGCGCCUGAAUCACGACCCCGAAGAAAAUGCGGACGCGAGACGUGCAUUUCUGGAAGUUAAUGCACCACCAAAUGCGAUACGAAAUCCAGAACUGGAUGCUGUCCUGAGAGAUUUGAAUCAACGCCGUGCGGACCGCAGACGAGCCCGAGAAGGGCAAGCAGCAGCAAACGACCAUCAACUUGGACCGAUUGCCGCAGAAACUGCUCAGUGGUGUGCACGUUUGGAAACGGAAAUCUAUGGUAUCGCACUUGAUCCUGCUCAAAAACGACGACAAGAAGCUCGUGAUAGCAUUCAAUUCAAUGUUCUACUCAAUGUGCCCACACGGUUGACACCUCAUACCCCUCGUGUACAGCCCGGACUUCCAGAAUUAGCCGAUCGUCAAAGGAAUGCUUAUCCCCAAGGAUUUACUCCCCUUCUUCAUGGUCCUCUUCAAAGACCUGGCGAGGGGAGAGCUGCAACCGGCUUUCCACCGAACGCAUUACCUAUACGAAGUCGUGCCCUCCAAGAGCUUAAUCAAGCACCCAGGCGUUACCUGUGGGCACUACCUCGUGAGCGACCAGUAAAUGGCGAAGAGGCAAUUCUUCCUGAUGGUCAAAGAAGACGACUUCCUCCUGAUUAUUUAGGAAGACACGUGCCAGAAAUCCUGGAGUCACCUCUUACAGGCGAGACCCCAUAUGGGCGUGAACGCCUAGAAGGAAGACUUGCCGCGGACAGAUUUGAAGAUGAACGGCGUGAGCGACGAGAAAGAAGACUUGCUGCGGACAGAGUUACAGAUGAACAACGUGAGCGGCGGGAAAGAGGUUUCUACCCGCCCUAUAAUACAGGCCCACCCUAUGAUGCUACUCGCCUAGGAGCUGGGGGUAUACGUAUCAUGCGGGAGCAGAUAGGGACUCGUCUGGAUACACCUUACAUUCCCCCGGUUAUCCCGGUUGAGAGAGCUCGCAGAGAACCGUACAAUUGGAUGCAUGCUGUUCGGAGAGCACCUCAUGCUGAGAGAUGA